Coregonus sp. 'balchen' is the source of this 29651-nucleotide messenger RNA. The record is from the annotation of a GenBank genome assembly. NCBI's taxonomy places the organism in Eukaryota, Metazoa, Chordata, Actinopteri, Salmoniformes, Salmonidae.
GUGGCCAACCUCCUCCGCCUCUUCCAGAUCCCUCAGAUCAGCUAUGCCUCCACCAGCGCCAAGCUCAGUGACAAGUCUCGCUACGACUACUUCGCCCGCACCGUGCCACCUGAUUUCUACCAGGCCAAGGCCAUCGCCGAGAUCCUGCGCUACUUCAACUGGACCUACGUGUCCACCGUGGCAUCUGAGGGAGACUACGGCGAGACGGGCAUCGAUGCCUUCCAGCAGGAGGCCCGCGCCCGCCAGAUCUGCAUCGCCACCUCGGCUAAGGUCUGCCGGUUGUUGUUUGUUUGUUUGGUUAUUGUUGUUGUUGUUGUUGUUGUUGUUGUUGUUGCCCCUGUCACAGCUAAAUAAUUAAUAUAGUGUAAAUGAUUCAGUAGUGUCUUAUUGUAACAUGCAAUGAUUAUAAGCUGGUGCAUAAUUAAUUUGGUGGUCAAACAGGUGAGCCGCUCGAUGAACCGGUUCAGCUAUGACCAGGUGAUCCGCUCGCUGCAGCAGAAGUCCAACGCCAAGGUGGUCAUCCUGUUCACACGCAGUGAGGAUGCCAGGGAGCUGCUGGUGGCCGCCGCCCGCAUGAACAGCACCUUCACCUGGGUGGCCAGUGAUGGCUGGGGGGCGCAGGUAGGGUCUGGGAGUCCAUUCAAAAAUAGUUGAUACCCGAUUCACUGACAAUUAAGGAACCAAUUCCUGUAUAAUAAUCGAUUCCCGUCAUUUUACUGCUGUUUUCGUUAAAAUGUCAUGUUUUGUGAUUGUGAUUUUUGGUAACUGCACAUGUAAAUUAAGUAAGAAAUGUUAUAUUUUCAUUCCAAUUAGUGAUAAAAUGUGGAUGAUUUUCAGGAGAGCGUGGUGAGGGGAAGCGAGAUGGCAGCCGAGGGGGCCUUCACCAUCGAGCUGGCCUCCUACCCCAUCCGGGAGUUUGCAGACUACUUCACCAAGCUGAACCCCUACACCAACACACGGAACCCCUGGUUCAGAGAAUUCUGGGAGCACCGCUUCGACUGCAGUCUCACAGAGCCUGGUUGUAGUGAACACAGUCUGCGGGAUGGCAAGUUUGAGCAGGAGUCCAAGAUCAUGUUUGUAGUGAACGCGGUGUAUGCCAUGGCUCAUGCCCUGCAUAAUAUGAGGCAGGCGGUGUGCCCACCCAAUGCCACCAAGAUUUGUGAUGCCAUGAAGCCAGGCACUGGGAAGAGGUUCUAUAGAGACUUCAUCCUCAAGGCCAAGUUUGAUGGUGAGUGAAGCAGUCUUAACAAUAGAAAUAGAACUCCCAGAAGGGGCCAUCCCCAUUCUAGUAAAUGUUCCAUGAUGUGUGGGCCGGCAGCCAUAUCGAGUGCACCCAAUUCUGUGGGUAAUCUAAUUCAAUUGCUAUGGCCUUAACAGCCAUAUAAGGUCAGGUGACUUGAUUACUGGCUAUAUCACAAUGUUAGCCUAUACUUCGUUCACCACACAGGUUUAGAUAUACAAUAGAAUGAAACUGUAUCUUUGCCACUCAUAAUUUACAUUUUAGUCAUUUAGCAGAUGCUCUUAUCCAGAGCAACUUACAGGUAGUGAGUGCAUACAUUUUCAUACUGGCCCCCCGUGGGAAACGAACCCACAACCCUGGCGUUGCAAGCGCCAUGCUCUACCAACUGAGCUACAGGGGACCUGUCUAUGAAAUGUUCUAUUCUUACAUUUCUUAUUUUCCAUGUAAUAACACACAGAACGUAAACGCUCUGCAAGCAGCUCAGAAUCACAUAGUAAUCAUAUUAUUCCCCUGAGCUUCUCCUAGAAUGAUGUCUAAAUAUAAUUGAGUAUUAAAUGUUUUAUUUAAUCAUGAAUAUUGGCAAAUUGGGGCAAUUUGAAACAAAUGCUAAUAUGGAUUGAGCGUGAGAUUGGUUUCUCAGUUUAUGUUAUGUCCCUGUGGAGUUGAGAAAGGUUUGGUGAUGAUUCAAUUUGCAGUGAUAAAACAUAAAUUAAUCAAAUCAAAUCAAAUUUUAUUGGUCACAUGCGCCGAAUACAACAGGUGCAGACAUUACAGUGAAAUGCUUACUUACAGCCCUUAACCAACAGUGCAUUUAUUUUAAACAAAAAAGUAAGAAUAAAACAACAACAAAAAAGUGUUGAGAAAAAAAGAGCAGAAGUAAAAUAAAGUGACAGUAGGGAGGCUAUAUAUACAGUAAAAUAAAGUGACAGUAGGGAGGCUAUAUAUACAGGGGGGUACCGUUGCAUAGUCAAUGUGCGGGGGCACCGGCUAGUUGAGGUAGUUGAGGUAAUAUGUACAUGUGGGUAGAGUUAAAGUGACUAUGCAUAAAUACUUAACAGAGUAGCAGCAGCGUAAAAAGGAUGGGGUGGGGGGGCAGUGCAAAUAGUCCGGGUAGCCAUGAUUAGCUGUUCAGGAGUCUUAUGGCUUGGGGGUAGAAGCUGUUGAGAAGUCUUUUGGACCUAGACUUGGCACUCCGGUACCGCUUGCCGUGCGGUAGCAGAGAGAACAGUCUAUGACUAGGGUGGCUGGAGUCUUUGACAAUUUUGAGGGCCUUCCUCUGACACCGCCUGGUAUAGAGGUCCUGGAUGGCAGGGAGCUUUGCCCCAGUGAUGUACUGGGCCGUACGCACUACCCUCUGUAGUGCCUUGCGGUCAGAGGCCAAGCAGUUGCCAUACCAGGCGGUGAUGCAACCAGUCAGGAUGCUCUCGAUGGUGCAGCUGUAGAAUUUUUUGAGGAUCUGAGGACCCAUGCCAAAUCUUUUUAGUCUCCUGAGGGGGAAUAGGCUUUGUCGUGCCCUCUUCACGACUGUCUUGGUGUGUUUGGACCAUGAUAGUUCGUUGGUGAUGUGGACACCAAGGAACUUGAAGCUCUCAACCUGUUCCACUACAGCCCCGUCGAUGAGAAUGGGGGCGUGCUCAGUCCUCUUUUCUUUCCUGUAGUCCACAAUCAUCUCCUUUGUCUUGGUCACGUUGAGGGAGAGGUUGUUGUCCUGGCACCACACGGCCAGAUCUCUGACCUCCUCCCUAUAGGCUGUCUCAUCGUUGUCGGUGAUCAGGCCUACCACUGUUGUGUCGUCGGCAAACUUAAUGAUGGUGUUGGAGUCGUGCCUGGCCAUGCAGUCAUGGGUGAACAGAGAGUACAGGAGGGGACUGAGCACGCACCCCUGAGGGGCCCCCGUGUUGAGGAUCAGUGUGGCAGAUGUGUUGUUACCUACCCUUACCACCUGGGGGCGGCCCGUCAGGAAGUCCAGGAUCCAGUUGCAGAGGGAGGUGUUUAGUCCCAGGAUCCUUAGCUUAGUGAUGAGCUUAGAGGGCACUAUGGUGUUGAAUGCUGAGCUGUAGUCAAUGAAUAGCAUUCUCACGUAGGUGUUCCUCUUGUCCAGGUGGGAAAGGGCAGUGUGGAGUGCGAUAGAGAUUGCAUCAUCUGUGGAUCUGUUGGGGCGGUAUGCAAAUUGGAGUGGCUCUAGGGUUUCUGGGAUUAUGCUGUUGAUGUGAGCCAUGACCAGUCUUUCAAAGCACUUCAUGGCUACAGACGUCAGUGCUACGGGUCGGUAGUCAUUUAGGCAGGUUAUCUUAGAGUUCUUGGGCACGGGGACUAUGGUGGUCUGCUUGAAACAUGUUGGUAUUACAGACUCAGUCAGGGACAUGUUGAAAAUGUCAGUGAAGACACUUGCCAGUUGGUCAGCACAUGCUCGGAGUACAUGUCCUGGUAAUCCGUCUGGCCCUGCGGCCUUGUGAAUGUUGACCUGCUUAAAAGUCUUACUCACAUCGGCUACGGAGAGCGUGAUCACAUAGUCGUCCGGAACAGCUGGUGCUCUCAUGCAUGCUUCAGUGUUGCUUGCCUCGAAGCGAGCAUAGAAGUGGUUUAGCUCGUCUGGUAGGCUUGUGUCACUGGGCAGCUCGCGGCUGUGCUUCCCUUUGUAGUCUGUAAUAGUUUUCAAGCCCUGCCACAUCCGACGAGCAUCAGAGCCAGUGUAGUAUGAUUCAAUCUUAGACCUGUAUUGACUCUUUGCCUGUUUGAUGGUUCGUCGGAGGUCAUUGCGGGAUUUCUUAUAAGCGUCCGGGUUAGAGUCCCGUUCCUUGAAAGCGGCAGCUCUACCCUUUAGCUCAGUGCGGAUGUUUCCUGUAAUCCAUGGCUUCUGGUUGGGGUAUGUACGUACGGUCACUGUGGGGACGACAUCAUCGAUGCACUUAUUGAUGAAGCCAGUGACUGAUGUGGUGUACUCCUCAAUGCUGUCUGAAGAAUCCCGGAACAUGUUCCAGUCUGUGCUAGCAAAACAGUCCUGUAGCUUAGCAUCUGCGUCAUCUGACCACUUUUUUAUUAGCCGAAUCACUGGUGCUUCCUGCUUCAGUUUUUGCUUAUAAGCAGGAAUCAGGAGGAUAGAGUUAUGGUCAGAUUUGCCAAAUGGAGGGCGAGGGAGAGCUUUGUAUGCGUCUCUGUGUGUGGAGUAAAGGUGGUCUAGAGUUUUUUCCCCUCUGGUUGCACAUUUAACAUGCUGGUAGAAAUGAGGUAGAACGGAUUUAAGUUUCCCUGCAUUAAAGUCCCCGGCUACUAGGAGCGCUGCAUCUGGAUGAGCGUUUUCCUGUUGAUUAAUGGCCUUGUACAACUCAUUCAGUGCAAUCUUAAUGCCAGCAUUGGUUUGUGGUGGUAAAUAGACAGCUAUGAAAAAUAUAGAUGAAAACUCUCUUGGUAAAUAGUGUGGUCUACAGCUUAUCAUAAGAUACUCUACCUCAGGCGAGCAAAACCUUGAGACUUCCUUAGUAUUUGAUUUUGUGCACCAGCUGUUGUUUACAAAUAUACACAGACCGCCGCCCCUUGUCUUACCAGAGUCUGCCGUUCUGUCCUGCCGAUGUAGCGUAUAGCCUGCUAGCUGAAUGUUGUCAUUGUUGUCGUUCAGCCACGACUCCGUGAAACAUAAGAUAUUACAGUUUUUAAUGUCCCGUUGGUAGGAUAACCGUAAAUUAAAUUAAAUUAAAUUAAAUUAAACAUCUAUGGGAUCAUCAGUAAAAGAUAGGGACUGAGUAAGAUGCUUAGCAAGCAGCCUGUAGUAUUUUAAGAACAUGCCUCAAGAAGGGAUGUUUGCAUUAAAGGAAUUAAAGAUAAAACAUUUACAUAACAUCUAAGUUUGUGAGAAAAUUGUUUUACUAGAGACUCAUAUUAAAACUCAAUAUCUAACUAAAGGGGAGUGUUUUUCUUUCCUCUUAAAUGUCAUCAUUUAUAUAUUUCUGUUUCUCCUCAUCUGAAACCCUGAAGAAGGCAUCACACCCUAUAAUAAUAAUAAUAAUACAGAAGCAUUUCUGAAAUGUAUUUCCAUUGUCUUCAAAGACAAGAUUCGCUGAAUAUUCUCCUCUCUCCUGUUUCCCCUCAGCUCCCUUCAGACCUGCGGACACGGAGAACAUGGUGCGUUUCGAUGCCUACGGAGACAGUCUGGGCCGGUACAACAUCUUCCACUACCACAAAGAGGACAAUAAAUAUGUGUACAGGAAGGUAUGUAGGGGGGGGGGGGGGGGUUGGGAAAAAGGCAGUAGACACAUUUAUUUUUUAACCAAAUGGAUAAUAAAGUAUCUCUCCACUCCUGUCCUGUUUUCUAAAGGUGGGCUACUGGGCCCAGGGCCUCAUCCUAAACACCAGCCAGGUGCCAUGGAGGGGCCCGGGCGAGGGGCCCCCCACCUCCCAGUGCAGCGACCCCUGUAGGAAGAACGAGGUGAAGAGCAUGCAGCCUGGAGACGUGUGCUGCUGGAUCUGCAUCCCCUGCCAGGUAAUACAUCCACAAGCAAGGAGAGAUGAAUGUAAGAGAUUAUUUUUAAAAAAUCAUUGUAUAGUUUAUCUUCCAUUAGUCAUCAGCUCACUUUGAGGGUGUGUUCCGCCCGGCGCCAUUCAUUUCUGCGAGUUGAAAAUACACUACAUUCUUUUUUGAAGUUUAGGGUUAGGAUAGGGCUGUUGCAAUGACCGUAUUACUGCCACACUGGCAGUGAUGAGUCAUGACCGCAGUAAAAUUCCAUGUGAUCUCUUUUUAUGCACUCUGGACAUGCUUUGGUACUACCCAACUUGCUAACUACCAUCAGGUCUUAAUGGCCUGGUACUCAGGGCUCUAUUGUCCCUCUAACCACUCUGAUAUCAAUGCAAAUGCAAUCAAAAAUCACAUCAAACACUUAUCAUGAAAACAUACUUUCAAAACUCACCGCACUGUGAUGAUCAAUUUGAAGAAAGAAGUUCAACAGCAGGUUGGUGUAAAAAAGGUUUUUGUGGAUGUUGUUUCAAAGCCUAACACAACGAAAUGGACAGCCUUUCUAAGGUGAUGAUUAAUUCAAAACACCAAUAUGUGUAUUAGAGUAUAUGCAAAUGCAUAGGAUUAUGAGCCCAAUACUUUAAAAAAAAAUACUGAAUUAAAAUUAUGAUUGUGCCAUUAUACAAUGCAUUGCCUACCGAUAUUACACAUGGCAGAAAAACAUGAAACAAAACUGAUUUAAGAUGUCCUUGGUACAUAAUUGGUCUAGCCUUUGAGUGUGGACUGUAUUAUUGUUCAUACUGGAUGGACUUGUUACCUUAUGCUACACACCAAAAUGUCUAUCACGAGUCUGGGAGAGAACAUAUAGCCCUAGGAGAUGCUGUUGGUUCAUUGAUUGUGCAAGGCGGCUUACAUUUAGCCUACAAUUAGUGCAUUUGUGUUUAAUUUUGAAUAGCUUAGUAAUAGGGGAUUUUUUAUAUUUUCAUAAUUAAUUGAGUGACACAAUACCUUCAGUUAUACAGAAUAUCUCACCACCAUGCAUUUCCAUCUUCUCCUCUCUCCUUUAUUCCUUUGUCGAGCAUGCAGACGGGCUGUCAACAGUUUAGUGAAAUAUGUUUUGUUGCGAAAACGUGUUACUAUUGAUGUUCCUGAACAGAUUUCACUUGGUUUCCCAAAUUAAGCACUGGGUAGCUGCAGUAACAAGGUUGGAGAGCCCAUGGCAUACAGAGUUUUGGCGGAAUAUCGCCUGUCGGGCAGCGAGAGCAUGCUCCUCAAACAGUGGUUGAUGCGUGGAGUGAAAUAAGUGUUCUUAUAUUUAUUUCUCAGCUGCUCAUAUUAAGCACAGCUCCGUUAUAAAACCGAAGUAACCUACAAAACAGACCGGCGGGAAAGCGCGGCCUCCAUUCGCUAUCUGAGUGAAUAUUACAUGUAUUUUUCCUCCUGCCCCUGUUCCUGCCCAUUUGAUAAUGGGCCAUUCUAAAUCGAAACUAAUUUUACAUAUUAGUAAAGACAAGAUUAAAUUGAGAAUAGUCUGACUGGUGAAAGAAAAUAUUACAUUUACAUUUACAUUUACGUCAUUUAGCAGACGCUCUUAUCCAGAGCGACUUACAAAUUGGUGCAUUCACCCUAUAGCCAGUGGGAUAACCACUUUAUUUAUUUUUUUUAUUUUUUUUGGGGGGGGGGGAAUACCUGGGAUAGGAUUACUUUAUCCUAUCCCAGGUAUUCCUUAAAGAGGUGGGGUUUCAAAUGUCUCCGGAAGGUGGUGAGUGACUCCGCUGUCCUGGCGUCGUGAGGGAGCUUGUUCCACCAUUGGGGUGCCAGAGCAGCGAACAGUUUUGACUGGGCUGAGCGGGAACUAUGCUUCCGCAGAGGAAGGGGAGCCAGCAGACCAGAGGUGGAUGAACGCAAUGCCCUCGUUUGGGUGUAGGGACUGAUCAGAGCCUGAAGGUACGGAGGUGCCGUUCCCCUCACUGCUCCAUAGGCAAGCACCAUGGUCUUGUAACGGAUGCGAGCUUCAACUGGAAGCCAGUGGAGUGUGCGGAGGAGGGGGGUGACGUGAGAGAACUUGGGAAGGUUGAACACCAGACGGGCUGCGGCAUUCUGGAUGAGUUGUAGUGGUUUAAUGGCACAGGCAGGGAGCCCAGCCAACAGCGAGUUGCAGUAAUCCAGACGGGAGAUGACAAGUGCCUGGAUUAGGACCUGUGCCGCUUCCUGUGUAAGGCAGGGUCGUACUCUCCGAAUGUUGUAGAGCAUGAACCUGCAGGAUCGGGUCACCGCCUUGAUGUUAGCGGAGAACGACAGGGUGUUGUCCAGGGUCACGCCAAGGCUCUUCGCACUCUGGGAGGAGGACACAACGGAGUUGUCAACCGUGAUGGCGAGAUCAUGGAACGGGCAGUCCUUCCCCGGGAGGAAGAGCAGCUCCGUCUUGCCAGGGUUCAGCUUGAGGUGGUGAUCCGUCAUCCAUACUGAUAUGUCUGCCAGACAUGCAGAGAUGCGAUUCGCCACCUGGUUAUCAGAAGGGGGAAAGGAGAAGAUUAGUUGUGUAUCGUCAGCGUAGCAAUGAUAGGAGAGGCCAUGUGAGGAUAUGACAGAGCCAAGUGACUUGGUGUAUAGGGAGAAAAGGAGAGGGCCUAGAACUGAGCCCUGGGGGACACCAGUGGUGAGAGCACGUGGUGCGGAGACAGCUUCUCGCCACGCCACUUGGUAGGAGCGACCGGUCAGGUAGGACGCAAUCCAGGAGUGAGCCGCGCCGGAGAUGCCCAGCUCGGAGAGGGUGGAGAGGAGGAUCUGAUGGUUCACAGUAUCAAAGGCAGCAGACAGGUCUAGAAGGACAAGAGCAGAGGAGAGAGAGUUAGCUUUAGCAGUGCGGAGAGCCUCCGUGACACAGAGAAGAGCAGUCUCAGUUGAAUGACCAGUCCUGAAACCUGACUGGUUUGGAUCAAGAAGGUCAUUCUGAGAGAGAUAGCAAGAGAGUUGGCUAAAGACGGCACGCUCAAUAGUUUUGGAAAGAAAAGAAAGAAGGGAUACUGGUCUGUAGUUGUUGACAUCAGUGGGAUCGAGUGUUGGUUUUUUGAGAAGGGGUGCAACUCUCGCUCUCUUGAAGACGGAAGGGACAUAGCCAGCGGUCAAGGAUGAGUUGAUCAGCGAGGUGAGGUAGGGGAGAAGGUCACCGGAGAUGGUCUGGAGAAGAGAGGAGGGGAUGGGGUCAUGCGGGCAGGUUGUUGGGCGGCCUGCAGUCACUAGUCGCAAGAUUUUAUCUGGAGAGAGAGGGGAGAAAGAAGUCAAAGCAUAGGGUAGGGCAGUGUGAGCAGGACCAGCAGUGUCAUUAGACUUAACAAACGAGGAUCGGAUGUCGUCAACCUUCUUUUCAAAGUGGUUGACGAAGUCAUCCACAGAGAGGGAGGAGGGGGGGGGGUGGGGGGUGGGGGGGGAGGAUUCAGCAGUGAGGAGAAUGUGGCAAAGAGCUUCCUAGGGUUAGAGGCAGAUGCUUGGAAUUUAGAGUGGUAGAAAGUGGCCUUAGCAGCAGAAACAGAUGAAGAAAAUGUAGAGAGGAGGGAGUGAAAAGAUGCCAGGUCGGCAGGGAGUUUAGUUUUCUUCCAUUUCCGCUCAGCUGCCCGGAGCUCUGUUCUGUGAGCUCGCAAUGAGUCAUCAAGCCACGGAGCUGGAGGGGAGGACCGAGCCGGCCGGGAGGAUAGGGGACACAGGGAGUCAAAGGAUGCAGAAAGGGAGGAGAGGAGGGUUGAGGAGGCAGAAUCAGGAGAUUGGAGGGAGAAGGAUUGAGCAGAGGGAAGAGAUGAUAGGAUGGAAGAGGAGAGAGUAGUGGGAGAGAGAGAGCGAAGGUUGCGGCGGCGCGUUACCAUCUGUGUAGGGGCAGAGUGAGUAGUGUUGGAGGAGAGCGAGAGAGAAAAGGAUACAAAGUAGUGGUCGGAGACAUGGAGGGGAGUUGCAGUGAGAUUAGUAGAAGAGCAACAUCUAGUAAAGAUGAAGUCAAGCGUAUUGCCUGCCUUGUGAGUAGGGGGGGACGGUGAGAGGGUGAGGUCAAAAGAGGAGAGGAGUGGAAAGAAGGAGGCAGAGAGAAAUGAGUCAAAUGUAGACGUAGGGAGGUUGAAAUCCCCCAAAACUGUGAAGGGUGAGCCAUCCUCAGGAAAGGAACUUAUCAAGGCGUCAAGCUCAUUGAUGAACUCUCCAAGGGAACCUGGAGGGCGAUAGAUGACAAGGAUAUUAAGCUUAAAUGGGCUAGUGACUGUGACAGCGUGGAAUUCAAAUGAGGAGAUAGACAGAUGGGUUAGGGGAAAAAUUGAGAAUGACCACUUGGGAGAGAUGAGGAUUCCUGUGCCACCACCCCUCUGACCAGAUGCUCUCGGGGUAUGCGAGAACACAUGGUCAGACGAGGAGAGAGCAGUAGGAGUAGCAGUGUUUUCAGUGGUAAUCCAUGUUUCCGUCAGCGCCAGGAAGUCGAGGGACUGGAGGGUAGCAUAGGCUGGGAUGAAGUCAGCCUUGUUGGCAGCAGAACGGCAGUUCCAGCGGCUGCCUGAGACCUGGAACUCCAGGUGUGUGGUGCGUGCAGGGACCACCAGGUUAGAGAGGCAGCAGCCACGCGGUGUGAGGCGUUUGUGUAGCCUGUGCGGAGAGAAGAGAACAGGGAUAGGCAGAGGCAUAGUUGACAGGCUGUAGCAGAUGGCUACAAUAAUGCAGAGGAGAUCGGAAUGAAAUGAACUAAACAUCUGGGAAAGGAGAGAGCAAGGCCUCCCUCAACUCUCCCAACUUCCACCUCAGAAACUAUAAUUGUUUCACUGAACCACCCGAAUAAAACUCUCCCAACUUCCACUUUAGAAAUUAGAAUUGUUGUAAACUACAGCGGUUCAAUGUUUCAAGGACUAGACUCAACUUACUUUAUUCAGCUAGCUAACUAUGACGCCAUAGCUAACUAGCAUGCUAGCAUCCAAUAACACACAGUUUAGCACCAAUACUUGGUUACAACAAACUACCAAUAGUGUGUUAACACACUAAACAGAUAAUUCGUGUCCGUGUCUAGUUCUUUCAUAACGCAGCAAUGAUUAAACGUUGGCUAGCUAGCACAAAGAUAUUGUAUUUAGCUACUACAGUACAGCUAGCUGGUAGUGUUGGCUAGCUAGCAAUGGCUGCUGUGUUGACUUUGUUUGAAAAACGGCGUCGCUGCAAACGAAUGUAGCUGGCUAAAAGGAUAUUGUAUUUAGUUGCUACCGUUGCUAAUAGCUACUAGCCAGCUAGUCCAGGAGGUGAGUUAGCUAGCUAGCUUCGUGCUACACCCGGCACCGCCGAAUACAAAAGUAACCUACAAUAACUACAUACAACAACUACCCACAACAGCCCACGAUGCCUACCUAUAAUACCUAAUAAUAUACAGCCCACGAUGCCUACCUAUAAUACCUAACUACAAUCUAAAUACAUAGUUUAAGCCUUACUCGACAAAGCCCAAGCUAUGUAUAAAGCCAAACUUACCCAACGCCAGCUAUCUGGGUGGCAGACUGCAAUCAGUAGCUGUAAUUAAGUACAGCAGCUACCAACCACCUAACGUUAAUGCCUCGGAUAAUGAGGUUAGAAAAACAGCUGAAUGGUAGGCAGCUAGCUGGCUCAAUUACAGGUACUCUUAAGCGUGAAAUAACAUUGGAAACAACUAACCACAGUUGCUAAAAGUUACCAGUAGCUACCCGCUAGCUAGCUAGCUUUGUUGGUCCAAGUAGUGGGUUAGCUAGCACUCGUGCUUCGCCGGGGUCCGCCGAAUACAAUACUUACCUACAAUAAUGACCUACAAUAACCUACAAUAACCUACAAUAACUACCUAAGUAAACUACCUAUAAUACCUGACUACAAUACCUACCUACAAUCUAAAUACAUGGUUUAAGCUUUACUCAACAUCAUAUAAGAAGCCAAGCUUACCUCCUGCUAGAGAAAACACAACCUCUCCCGACCACCGACCACCGACAUCAUAUUUUCACUUGAUGAGAGAACAGCUGUGCAGCCUGAGGCAAGGAACAGAGCGCAAGCUUUUUUGCUACUUUCUCAAAUCAUCAAUAACCUAUAGUCGCACAAUGCAGCCCAUAUAUGACAUUCUAAGGUUUGUAUAAUUCACAACUAAAGUUGACAAAUAACUAUAAAUCUAGCAUAUAGGACCUGUGCACUCGCUCCUUUCUAUUUCAUUCAGCUGUUCAAUGGUAUUCUUCUUUCUAUAAAAUCAGAUUUUAAAAAUAAUGGCACCGGACUUCUACGCAUAUCUUGUCUGCUAAAUGAACAAGCCUACAGCCUAUAGCAUGGAGCCUAGCCAGAUAACAUAGGCCUACAGUAGACCUACUCAUUUUCUGUUCUUCUGAAAUACAUUUUCUUCAUAUCAUAAUGUUUCUUUAGUUGAAAUAUUGUUGAUAGUUAGUUUAACAACUACUGAACAGCUACAAACCAUCUAUUUGGGACUAUACACUUCCUUUCCCCCUGCCAGCCCUACCAGUACCUGCUGGAUGAGUUCACCUGUGCAGACUGCAGCUUCGGCCAGUGGCCCCAGGCCAACCUGACAGGCUGUUUCGACCUGCCAGAGGAGUACAUCCGCUGGGAGGUACUGUCACUGUUUUCCCUCUCCCUUAUUUUUCUCAAAUUUUCUUCCCUUUAAAAAAAAAUAUUACAGUGGGGGGGAAAAGUAUUUAGUCAGCCAACAAUUGUGCAAGUUCUCCCACUUAAAAAGAUGAGUGAGGCCUGUAAUUUUCAUCAUAGGUACACAUCAACUAUGACAGACAAAUUGAGGAAAAAAAAUCCAGAAAAUCACAUUGUAGGAUUUUUUAUGAAUUUAUUUGCAAAUUAUGGUGGAAAAUAAGUAUUUGGUCACCUACAAACAAACAAGAUUUCUUUCUGGCUCUCACAGACCUGUAACUUCUUCUUUAAGAGGCUCCUCUGUCCUCCACUCGUUACCUGUAUUAAUGGCACCUGUUUGAACUUGUUAUCAGUAUAAAAGACACCUGUCCACAACCUCAAACAGUCACACUCCAAACUCCACUAUGGCCAAGACCAAAGAGCUGUCAAAGGACACCAGAAACAAAAUUGUAGUCCUGCACCAGGCUGGAAAGACUGAAUCUGCAAUAGGUAAGCAGCUUGGUUUGAAGAAAUCAACUGUGGGAGCAAUUAUUAGGAAAUGGAAGACAUACAAGACCACUGAUAAUCUCCCUCGAUCUGGGGCUCCACACAAGAUCUCACCCCGUGGGGUCAAAAUGAUCACAAGAACGGUGAGCAAAAAUCCCAGAACCACACGGGGGACCUAGUGAAUGACCUGCAGAGAGCUGGGACCAAAGUAACAAAGCCUACCAUCAGUAACACACUACGCCGCCAGGGACUCAAAUCCUGCAGUGCCAGACGUGUCCCCCUGCUUAAGCCAGUACAUGUCCAGGCCCGUCUGAAGUUUGCUAGAGUGCAUUUGGAUGAUCCAGAAGAGGAUUGGGAGAAUGUCAUAUGGUCAGAUGAAACCAAAAUCGAACUUUUUGGUAAAAACUCAACUCGUCGUGUUUGGAGGACAAAGAAUGCUGAGUUGCAUCCAAAGAACACCAUACAUACUGUGAAGCAUGGGGGUGGAAACAUCAUGCUUUGGGGCUGUUUUUCUGCAAAGGGACCAGGACGACUGUUCCGUGUAAAGGAAAGAAUGAAUGGGGCCAUGUAUCGUGAGAUUUUGAGUGAAAACCUCCUUCCAUCAGCAAGGGCAUUGAAGAUGAAACGUGGCUGGGUCUUUCAGCAUGACAAUGAUCCCAAACACACCGCCCGGGCAACGAAGGAGUGGCUUCGUAAGAAGCAUUUCAAGGUCCUGGAGUGGCCUAGCCAGUCUCCAGAUCUCAACCCCAUAGAAAAUCUUUGGAGGGAGUUGAAAGUCCGUGUUGCACAGCGACAGCCCCAAAACAUCACUGCUCUAGAGGAGAUCUGCAUGGAGGAAUGGGCCAAAAUACCAGCAACAGUGUGUGAAAACCUUGUGAAGACUUACAGAAAACGUUUGACCUUUGUCAUUGCCAACAAAGGGUAUAUAACAAAGUAUUGAGAAACUUUUGUUAUUGACCAAAUACUUAUUUUCCACCAUAAUUUGCAAAUAAAUUCAUUAAAAAUCCUACAAUAUGAUUUUCUGGAUUUUUUUUCUUCUCAUUUUGUCUGUCAUAUUUGACGUGUACCUAUGAUGAAAAUUACAGGCCUCUCUCAUCUUUUUAAGUGGGAGAACUUGCACAAUUGGUGGCUGACUAAAUACUUUUUUUCCCCACUGUAUGUGAAGUGUUUUGCGACUUUCACAUGUGAAAUAACACUUUAAAUAAACCUUGAUUUGAUUUAGGAUGCCUGGGCCAUUGGGCCGGUCACCAUCUCCUGCCUGGGCAUGUUGUGUACCCUCUCCGUGGUGGGCCUGUUCUUCAAACAUAAUGACACCCCAGUGGUCAAAGCCAGCGGCCGGGAGCUGUCCUAUAUCCUCCUACUCGGGGUCCUGAUGUGCUACAGCAUGACCUUCAUCUACAUUGCCAAGCCCUCGACGGCCGUGUGUACCCUACGUCGACUCGGCCUGGGUACCUCCUUCGCUGUGUGCUACUCGGCGCUCCUCACCAAGACCAACCGCAUCGCGCGGAUCUUCAGCGGGGUGAAGGACGGGGCCACACGGCCACGGUUCAUCAGCCCGGCCUCCCAGGUGGCUAUCUGCGGCGGGCUGAUCUCCUGUCAGCUCCUGGUGGCCUUGGUCUGGCUCCUGGUGGAGAUGCCUGGCGUCAGGAAGGAGGUGGGUGUAACAGAGUUGGAUUCCUAAUCUCACUCCCCAGCCUGAAAUGUUUCCACUCACGCUGUCAAAUAAUUUGCUUUUCUAUAGAGUAAUAAGAUGUUGUCAAGCAGGCAGUCAUGUGUGUUUGCAAGGCAGAGGAUCCCAGUGAGGGACAGAGAUGGAAGCUAUACUGUUAAGCAAGCACAAUGACAGUGACGCCUGUCACAUAAGCAUAGAGAUAUAAUACUUUUCUAUAUGAAUAUACUGUUCACUACUCAAUAUAGCUAAUACUAUUCUAUUCUAUUUAAUUCUAUGGAGGUGAGCCCCGAGAGGAGGGAUAUAGUCACCCUGAAGUGCAACAGUAAGGACUCCAGCAUGCUGGCUGCUCUGGCCUACAACUGCAUCCUCAUCGUCCUCUGCACGGUCUAUGCCUUCAAGACCAGGAAGUGCCCCGAGAACUUCAACGAGGCCAAGUUCAUUGGGUUCACCAUGUACACCACCUGUAUCAUCUGGCUUGCGUUCCAGCCCAUCUUCUACGUAACGGCCAGCGACUACAGGGUGAGUGGGAAUAAUAGACUCCAAUUAGGGUUGUAAAAAUGCUGGUAACUUUUCCAAAAGGUCCAGGUUUUCCAGAAAUCCUGGUUGGAGGUUUUCGGAUUUCCUGCUUAUUCCCUCCAGAUUUCAGGAAUCUUCUAACCAGGAUUUUUGGACAACUUGGGAAUUUUAGGAAAGUUACCGGAAUUUAUGCAACCCCAACUACAAUAUAUUGUAAUGAAACGAGGGACUAGAACGAGGUAAUCGUGCUUAUCAACACUAGGGUCACUACGAUAUGAAUGACAUGGUGGGUGUCUUUUCUCCCAGAACAUUAUUUUAAAAAUCUAUAAGUCCUUGAAUGUGUCUUAGUGUACCAAUGGAUCUAGGUGACAUACAUACAUUCCUUUUGAUCAUCACCUUCCUCUGUGUCUCAUCAAAGGACUGUAUUUCUUUUAAUGUGUUGUAGAGAUGCUUUAAAGACAAGAAGAAAGACACUGGAGAUAUCAGAGAUACCCAGUCUUGAUUAUGUGGGCAUUAAACCCCAGUCUUAAUAGGCACAUACAGUAUGGUCACAUCGACUGUGACUGAGAAGACAAAGACAUUCUCCAAAUUAUUUUCCGUAUCUAAAACUGCAGUAUUGUCAUUGCAAUACCUUAUAUUAAGUAAUUAUGUUUUUCUCCCUUCUAAUGUCGACAGUGAAAUGUGCAGAAGAUUCCACCAGGGCAUUUAGAUAGGAAGACUCUUGUUCCCAGUGUCCCUCUUCUAAUAGGGCAUUUAGAUAGGAAGACUCUUGUUCCCAAAGUCCCUUUUCUAAUAGGGCAUUUAGAUAGGAAGACUCUUGUUCCCAAAGUCCCUUUUCUAAUAAGGCAUUUAGAUAGGAAUACUUGUUUCCAGCGUCCCUCUUCUAAUAGGGCAUUUAGAUAGGAACACAGAGUUGCAAGAUUGCGACACUUCCGAGAACGCUUGCGAAACAGACCAAACAGACCAGUUUAAGAAGUCAAUGAGAGAAGUGAAAAAUUAUUCCUUAGUUGUUAAUGUUCUCGAAAUCUAAAGGCACAACCUAGAUUCGAGCCAAUGUCUUAGGUAGUUGAAUAUAAUACUCCAACCUUGAGAAAGUGACAAACUGACACAUUUUAAUUUUCAUCAAAAACAACUUUAGAAAUCGAAGGGCCUUUGAUUUGAAGGCCUGCACAUGCACAGUUCGGAGCGAGACGACUUUAAGACCCGAUGACUUGUGUCUACGCAUGAGCUUAGCUAGCCAACGUCGCCAUGUCAUCACCUACAAGUGUGAUCUGAGAUUUCUAUUGGAGAAGCAGUUUUAGCCUAUGUUCAUACUGCACUGUCUUUGAUAGGAAGACUCUUGUUCUCAGCAUCCCUCUACUAAUAUGGCAUUUAGAUAGGAAGACAAAUCUAAUACUGCCGCAGCUUCGUUUCCUGUUCUCAGCUGAGAUCAGUUUGAAGGAGAGAAAAGAGGAAUGGGAGCUGGGCUUCUCAGGGCCUGAUGCUUAGAUUGUCUACGAUUAUUGAUAGUCAUCUACAGACAGGCUUAGCAUUCACACUAAAUAGUUCAAAACACUAUAUUUUUUUACUGCUAAACAAAUAAACACCCAAUCUACAUCUCAGACUGUGCCCCUUCUCAACACCCACAUGAUGAGUCCUAUAUGACACCACACCAUAGCCUAACAGGAUAUACUUACCUGUAUACAGUGGGGAAAAAAGUAUUUAGUCAUCCACCAAUUGUGCAAGUUCUCCCACUUAAAAAGAUGAGAGAGGCCUGUAAUUUUCAUCAUAGGUACACGUCAACUAUGACAGACAAAUUGAGAAAGAAAAAUCCAGAAAAUCACAUUGUAGGAUUUUUUAUGAAUUUAUUUGCAAAUUAUGGUGGAAAAUAAGUAUUUGGUCACCUACAAACAAGCAAGAUUUCUGGCUCUCACAGACCUGUAACUUCUUCUUUAAGAGGCUCCUCUGUCCUCCACUCGUUACCUGUAUUAAUGGCACCUGUUUGAACUUGUUAUCAGUAUAAAAGACACCUGUCCACAACCUCAAACAGUCACACUCCAAACUCCACUAUGGCCAAGACCAAAGAGCUGUCAAAGGACACCAGAAACAAAAUUGUAGACCUGCACCAGGCUGGGAAGACUGAAUCUGCAAUAGGUAAGCAGCUUGGUUUGAAGAAAUCAACUGUGGGAGCAAUUAUUAGGAAAUGGAAGACAUACAAGACCACUGAUAAUCUCCCUCGAUCUGGGGCUCCACACAAGAUCUCACCCCGUGGGGUGAAAAUGAUCACAAGAACGGUGAGCAAAAAUCCCAGAACCACACGGGGGGACCUAGUGAAUGACCUGCAGAGAGCUGGGACCAAAGUAACAAAGCCUACCAUCAGUAACACACUACGCCGCCAGGGACUCAAAUCCUGCAGUGCCAGACGUGUCCCCCUGCUUAAGCCAGUACAUGUCCAGGCCCGUCUGAAGUUUGCUAGAGUGCAUUUGGAUGAUCCAGAAGAGGAUUGGGAGAAUGUCAUAUGGUCAGAUGAAACCAAAAUCGAACUUUUUGGUAAAAACUCAACUCGUCGUGUUUGGAGGACAAAGAAUGCUGAGUUGCAUCCAAAGAACACCAUACAUACUGUGAAGCAUGGGGGUGGAAACAUCAUGCUUUGGGGCUGUUUUUCUGCAAAGGGACCAGGACGACUGAUCCGUGUAAAGGAAAGAAUGAAUGGGGCCAUGUAUCGUGAGAUUUUGAGUGAAAACCUCCUUCCAUCAGCAAGGGCAUUGAAGAUGAAACGUGGCUGGGUCUUUCAGCAUGACAAUGAUCCCAAACACACCGCCCGGGCAACGAAGGAGUGGCUUCGUAAGAAGCAUUUCAAGGUCCUGGAGUGGCCUAGACAGUCUCCAGAUCUCAACCCCAUAGAAAAUCUUUGGAGGGAGUUGAAAGUCCGUGUUGCCCAGCGACAGCCCCAAAACAUCACUGCUCUAGAGGAGAUCUGCAUGGAGGAAUGGGCCAAAAUACCAGCAACAGUGUGUGAAAACCUUGUGAAGACUUACAGAAAACGUUUGACCUGUGUCAUUGCCAACAAAGGGUAUAUAACAAAGUAUUGAGAAACUUUUGUUAUUGACCAAAUACUUAUUUUCCACCAUAAUUUGCAAAUAAAUUCAUUACAAAUCCUACAAUGUGAUUUUCUGGAUUUUCUUUUCUCAAUUUUUCUGUCAUAGUUGAUGUGUACCUAUGAUGAAAAUUACAGGCCUCUCUCAUCUUUUUAAGUGGGAGAACUUGCACAAUUGGCGGCUGACUAAAUACUUUUUCUCCCCCACUGUAUAUCUGUAUAUAUGGAACUUGCUUCCAUUCAGCCACAAGAGCGUUAGUGAGGUCGGGCACUGAUGUUGGGCGAUUAGGCCUGGCUCGCAGUCGGCGUUCCAAUUCAUCCCAAAGCUGUUCAAUGGGGUUGAGAUCAGGGCUCUGUGCAGGCCAGUCAGGUGCUUAAAUUUUUGUCAUUUAGCAGACGCUCUUAUCCAGAGCAACUUACAGUUAGUGAGUGCAUACAUUUUUUUUUCUCAUACUGGCCCCCCGUGGGAAUCAAACCCACAACCCUGGUGUUGCAAGCACCAUGCUCUACCAACUGAGCUACACGGUGCUUCCACACCGAUCAUGACAAACCAUUUCUGUAUGGACCUCGCUUUGUGCAUGGGGCAUUGUCAUGCUGCAACAGGAAAGGGCCUUCCCCAAACUGUUGCCACAAAGUUGGAAACACAGAAUCGUCUAGAAUGUCAUUGUAUGCUGUAGCGUUAAGAUUUCCCUUCACUGGAACUAAGGGGCCUAGCCCAAACCAUGAAAAACAGCCCCAAACCAUUAUUCCUCCUCCACCUAACUUUACAGUUGGCGCUAUGCAUUUGGGCAGGUAGCGUUCUCCUGGCAUCCGCCAAACCCAGAUUCAUCUGUUGGACUGCCAGAUGGUCAAGCCUAAGAUCACUCCAGAGAACGCGUUUCCACUGUUUAAGAGUCCAAUGGCGGCGAGCUUUACACCACUCCAGCCGACACUUGGCAUUGCGCAUGGUGAUCUUAGGCUUGUGUGCGGCUGCUCGGCCAUGGAAACCCAUUUCAUGAAGCUCCCGACUAACAGUUCUUGUGCUGAUGUUGCUUCCAGAGGCAGUUUGGAACUCACGGGCCCCGUGUAACUCAAUUGGUAGAGCAUGGCGCUCGCAACGCCAGGGUUGUGGGUUUGAUUCCCACGGGGGGCCAGUAUGAAAAAUGUAUGCACUAACUGUAAGUCGCUCUGGAUAAGAGCGUCUCCUAAAUUACUAAAAAUGUUUUUUUUUAUGUAGUGAGUGGUGCAACCGAGGACAGACAAUUUUUACGUGCUACGCGCUUCAGCACUCGGCGGUCCUGUUCUGUGAGCUUGUGUGGCCUAUCACUUUGCGGCUGAGCCGUUGUUGCUCCUAGACAUUUCCACUUCACAAUAACAGCACUUACAGUUGACUGGGGCAGCUCUAGCAGGCCAGAGAUUUAACGAACUGACUUGUUGGAAAGGUGGCGUCCUAUGACGGUCACUGAGCUCUUCAGUACGAGCCAUUCUACUGCCAAUGUUUGUUUAUGGAGAUUGCAUGGCUGUGUGCUCGAUUUUAUACACCUGUCAGCAACGGGUGUGGCUGAAAUAGCCGAAUCCACUAAUUUGAAGGGGUGUCCAAAUACGUUUGGGCAUGUAGUAUAGCUUAGAGGCCCACAUAGAGCAUUCAACCACCCUGUGUCAUGCCUAUGAAGCCUUUGUUGCCAUGUAAGCAGGAUAAAGAGAGACUGUGUAUAAAACGGACAGAACAGUUUAGUCUAGGGUGUAUGAUAACUUUGACCCAAGGCUGAAUCUAGUGUAGUCUAAUGCCUGUUCGGUUGGUGUUGGUGUGCCACUGUGCUCUGGGUGUACAGACAGAGGAGGGAGAGAGGAAGGGGAAUACUCACAUUGGCCUUGCAUCAUGAGGUUCCCCAGGACAUCUCCUCAUGAUCUCUACAGUGCUUUAUCCAUCUACUAGCAAAAAAUAAAUGUCAACGCUAGCAAUACCUGAGUUGAAAGAGAAACGUUUGAGAAAGGGGUGUGAAAGGAGUGAGAGACUGAACAAAUGAACAGUAUAAUGAUGUGUACAUAUUGAAUAUAGAUGAUUAGUGUUCAUGUUGGAGCUGUGGUAGACAAAAUAAUUAAAAUAGGAAAAGGUUUUGGCACUGCAACAGAAACCUUGACGCUUUGAUCUCUGUUUGUGUGACAUUAAUAAUACCAGCAGUUGGGCUCUGCUUCCUGCAUUUUAAAUAUGGUUUAGAUAAAACAUUGCAGAGAUAUUCUCACAUGAAAAACCAGCUGUCUUGUUCAUUAAAUUGUGAUGAACCUGGAGUCUCCCAGAUGGACAUUCAAUAUUCCAGCCAGUGCUUCCAGCAACAUUUACAUUACAUUUGACAUUUUAGUCAUUUAGCAGACGCUCUUAUCCAGAGCGACUUGCAAUUAGUGAAUUCAUCUUAAGAUAGCUAGGUGAGACAACAACACAUCACAAUCGUAUCAAGUACAUUUUCCCUCAACAAAGCAUUUAUCAGCAAAGUUAGUAGGAAAUAACAGACAUUUUUAGUUUUCCCCGCUCUCUCUCCUGCUUUCUCUCUGCCUUUCUCUCGCUUCUCUCUUAAAGCUCAAGGCUAUUGAUUUAGUCUAGUACUAGUCCUGUCAGUCUGAGUGGGUCGGUGGUGCUGGCUGGACUGCCUCAAAAUGUCCAGUGAGCCCCGUUCACUCUAACCCAACCUCCUCUCUCUCCCUCUACCCCCAUACAGGUUCAGACCACCACCAUGUGCAUCUCUGUCAGUCUGAGUGGGUCGGUGGUGCUGGGCUGUCUCUUCGCUCCCAAGGUCCACAUCAUCCUAUUCCAGCCCCAGAAGAACGUGACCACGCUGAGAGUGGCUGCCAACCGUUUCGGGGCCACGGUCAAAUCAGCAUCGGCAUCUGCCCCCAGCUCUAGCUACUCUAAAGGUAGUGUCUCUAUCACUGGUAAAUGGGAUUUUGUUUUUUGUAAACAACCAUUAACAUUUAUUUUUGUCAUCACAUAUAAAUCGUACAUCAACUAAAUGUUUCAGUCGUUUUUGGUGAGCCAUCAACUGAAACAUACUGUAGAUCUACUGCUAUUUAUGAUUUCAUUAUAUUGAUAUUUGUUCUGCACUGUUGACGGAGCUCGCAAGUAAGCAUUUUGCUGCAUCGUUUAUACCUGUUUUAAACACUGUGUGACGAGUAUGUUGUGUUUGGCCAAUCUAAAAGUAGAACACUACAAAAUUCUGCCAAAAACAGAUCCCUUGGUUCAAUUUUUGUUUGCUUUAAUCAAUGUGAAAAACUAGGUGAUACGUACACUUUAUAACUAGUCUGUUAAUUUGGUAUUUUAAUGAAAAAAUGUUACCCUCUAUUCUCAUUAUUUUCCAGCAUCAGCCUCGACCUGUGUGCCAACAACGGUAACAACAGUCUGUAACGGUCGUGAGGUAGUGGACUCCACUACGUCCUCUUUGUGAAGAAGGUUGAGCUGCUUGUAUCAUUCCUCUGUCCUGAGAACAUCACAAGCCACAGUUGCAUACGAAAUCAUCCCCUCUCAUACAACAAGGCUGCUGUCAUAUCUCAAGUCCCAUUUACAGUAGAGACAAGUAGAGGCUGUCUAUUCGAACAGAGGGAGGCCAGGAUGCUCUUAACUGUGAAAGCUAAAUUAUGUGACUAUACUUAGCAGUAUUACGUAAUGUAGGAUUGUAAAGCAUUUUUGUAUAGAUUUAACAGUACGUGAUUGAUUUUGCUUGGUUUCGAGAUAGACUCGUCGUUGAAUGCACUGCUGUAUGCCUUGCUGUCAGUACAGAGAAUCAAUCUUAUGAAUGAGGUGGUUCAUGUGAAGCGAUCAUGGAGUCGUAACAAAAGGUUGUUCUUAUCUUGUCCUUACAGUGCUGUUAAUACGAUAUCAAAAUGUUAUUUUUCUCUUCGACUAGAGUAUUAUUAAUAUAAAACACUUAUUGAAAUCAUUUCGCCCCUUGUUUUUAAACUACAUUUGAAUGACAUGAGAUUAACCAUAGUGAAAGUGAUGAUUAAAAACUAGGCUACUAUACAGUAUAAAGGACAAUGUUUUAAUGUAGACUUUGGUGAACCAGUUUGUGCUUUCUUGUAAUUUAUGUAAAUAAAUUGUGUUAUUUUUUAAUUAUUAAAACAUAAAAUGCCAGUGUGUAUUUUGUUCACAGAAGUCUCGAGGCAGUUUUGGUGGUAGCUCGACAGGAUGUAUUAAAGCAAUCAUUGCCGAUGGGUAUAUGUACAUCAAGCAUUCCAGGAAGAAGCAGUCUACCCUAGUGUUUCUCAACCUCAUUUGUGCCAGGGACUGGCAAGCUCGGGUCCUUCCUCCUUUGGGGACUGCUUCAAUUACAACUAGCAAUGGACUAAAUCAGUGUUAUUAGCUAACCAUCUCAGACGCCAGUGAACAUCAUCCCAGCCCAGGAACCUAGAGAAACACUGCACCCAAUCUGUUUGAAAUUACUAUUGGAUGUAACAUCUACACGGCUACAUAUUCUCUCUCACAGUGGUUUCUGAGACAGCAGCAAUGACUGUAGAAGAGCAGCUUGUCUUAGUCACCUCAAAUCUAAUCUCCUUUCCUUAAAAUGCCACAGGUGUAUCACCACUCUGGAACGACCAUCAAUACUGAGUAAAACAACAGUGAUUAUCAGUCAGCACAGUCAGCACAGUCUGUAUAUUCCAAUGGCUAAAGGAUGCAGCAUCAGCCUACACACAGAGCAGUACUCUCUACCAGAAACCUGUCUUAGUCUUACCCAUCUCAUCUCUGACAGUGUGAAUGUGUUUACCCAGAAACCAGCAAUGAACUGAGACUGGCUUUUCUAAUCUCUUCAGAGAUCUCCUUUAAAUACUACCACAGGAUGUGUUUCACCACUUUGGAGCGACAAACAUCACUGAUUAUUAACACCAUCAUCGCCUAUAAAAAUCGAGUGUCGUUUUUAAGACCUAUGGUCGGAGUGGUGGCUAUUGGCUACAUGGCAGCCAAACUUAGGUUUCAUUUUAGGAGUUUCAGAUGUUUAGUGAAGCAAAAGCUGUUAAAAGCAUUUCAUUUUCAAAUAGCCAAAUCUCAGGGGAUUCCUCGAUCAACAGGCCACAAGCUGUGUAGCUGACAGCUAGACAUGCGCCAAGGGCCGUUCCCGAAUUAGGAAUUUGUGCCUUUCCUGCACACUUCAGUAUUCUACCUUAUUCAGUCGCGUAACGCACUCUGCAGGACUGGCGAACUUGCGCGCUCUAAAUACAUUUCAUUCAACCGCUGAAAACCCUCCCACUUUGUGAGUUUUCAUUCAAUGGGUUUGUUAGUACAUUUAUCUUAACCCAUCCCUUUAAAUAUGGUGCACUUUUUAGUUUUAGUUUGACAGACUAGAAAAUAUCGAGAGAAUGGGUUCAGAAUAUUAGCGAUCAAUGAAAGAAAGACUUUUAAAAAUAUAUGCUUAUUCGUCUUCAUUUCAGCUCCAACUGGUAGAUUUUAAAAAAAAAUACUCUGAUGUACAAUAUUUAGGUCUAGGAAAGUAUUUAUGAAUAAUUAAAAACAGGUUUGGAGAGCCUUUACGCAUGAAAGAAAGAUGUGGUUUGAUUCAUUCUGAAAAUUGCCACAUUCAGAAGAUUAGUGGUCAUAUAAUUAUAUUAGGGAGAAUAGUGUACAAUAGUAGGCUAUACCCUCGUCGAUUGCCUGCACUAACCAUGGAACUGUGUGAUGACACGGCCAAGUACUGCGCUAUGUGUCAGUUUCAAACUGUUAUGGCUUGGUCUGCGCUCCACUCCAUAACGAUUUAAUUAGCCUACAUUUCUUUAUAUAUUAUCAACUGUUACUAAUGAUCCUCAACAACAAUCACACGGCUGCGUUUACAGAGUAAGCAAAUGAAGGUAAACGAAACAAUGUAAUUAAAUGGCAUAGUUAUAAUAUAGUCUUUACAAACUGAACGGAAAUAACAGUAAAUUGGCAGUUGAAUAUGUGUGGAUAUUAGGGCUACUGAUGGUCGAUACUGAUAGUGGCUAAUAUUUAACAUGAUAGAAAUAGUAAACAGAGAAAGUCGGGGUAGCCUAUAAUUAAGACAUUCGACAGUGCCCAUCCCUGCAAGUUAAGGCCGUACAAUUUAAAUGCUACAUAAUACUGUGGGAAAGUUGAUAUGCUUCAGUUUGCUGCCAUAUGACUGGUUUCACGUCUCCAGCGAUAUUGUAAACUAUAUCUAAAUCGAGUGUCAUUUAUAUUUACAAUUCCCUUAUCCAAACAUACUCAUUUACCUAGCUCUUAUCAACGGCUGUUAUCCAGUUGUAAAUUACAGUGCAUGGACAAUGGUGUUAUUUCUAUCGGAAAAAAAUAAGUAAAUGCUUUUUCCACUUGAAACAGGCAGGUUCGUGAGACCUUAUCCAUGGUUUCAUCAUGGGUAAAGGUGGUGGAAUUAUCAGAAUAUGGCAUAUCUGAAUUAGGUUCCAUUUAAGCAUGCUUAACUCUGGCCGGAAUCCAGGCCCAACUGCACACAGAGAUGAGAUGCAGGCAGAGCACAAAACCUUUUCUAUUCCUCAACUGAGUUUUUAUUGUAUUUUUUAAAAGUCGUUUCUCUCUUUCCCCCCCCCCCCCCCCCCCCCCCUGUUUACUGUAGUUAACUGAUAGGUAAUACAAAUAGCAUUUGUGUAAAGAAUUUAAUUUACAAAAUCUAAAUAAAUGUUCAUACACAGGCUAAGGCAUACAUAGAUCAGCUACACCCAUUCUCGUCUCCAUUCUGGACCUCUUCCUGCUCUGGCUGUUGUCUUUUCAGAGGAAUAAUAUAGAGUCCGUUCUUCGCUUCCUUCAGUCUCCACCACCGACCAAGCCUGACAACAAAGACUUUAUUAACAAAAACAAAGAUAAUUGACAAAACAGAUAAUGCAUGAAUAAAGUUAAGAGUAAAAUGAUGUAGUAUAUAAGGAUGUGUCCGAGUUAAAAAUAAUGUAAGUCAUUUGCGUAGAUCUUCCCAUUGGUUAAUUCUGAUACUUCCCAAGUGGGAAACUCGGGAUCAUCUGUCUACAAUGACUUAGCAAGUCUGACAUUUCAGAGUUCCAACUAGCACGUGAACACAGUAUAAGAAGCCAUUUAAUAUUGUAAUAAGAAAAACAGGGAAGGAUUUAUUUCCAUCACUGCCACAAGAAGUCGAGGGGGUCUUAGGAUUUGGGAGUGAAAUAAGUGCCACCUUGUGGGCACCUGUCCUCAUUGCAACUACUUCCAUACAGAACACUGAAAACAGGCUUGUUUAACUCAAAGGUUAGGCACAGAGUAUAUGAUCAAUAUAGUGAGGCUUUUGAUCAAUCAAUCAUUCAGCCAGUCAGUCAAUGAGUGUAUAAUGCUAGUAAGUACGCUCUGGGCAAUAUCUCUGUAUGACAGGUAAGUAGCUGGGUACAUACCUGUGCUCCUGUCCCACUCCUGCCACCAGGAACUUUCCAGAGCUGGAGAACUUCAGACUGUUGACAAAACCAGUCUACAAGAGAGAGGAGACAGAAUGCUUUAGUGAGAAGACAGAUGUUUUAAUGCAGAACACUCGUACUAGUCAAUUUCUCAUACACAUAGGCCUAUACAAGCAUUUCGCUACACCCACUAUAACAUCUGCUAAAUAUGUGUAUGUGACCAAUUACAUUUUAUUUGAUACAAAUAGGCUCAAUGCUUAAUGUUUGAAUGACAUCCAAUGGUGUUUACCACAUUGUCAUGCUACACAAUGAUUGAAUGCAACGCAUUUAAGGUCCUAAGCGAUAGAAUAACCGCGAUCGAUAAAAGACAGUACAGACAGUACUGUGCAGCUGUCUUCAUCGACGUGGCCAAGGCUUUUGACUGUCAAUCACCGCAUUCUUAUUGGCAGACUAAAUAGCCUUGGUUUCUCAAAUGACUGCCUCACCAACUACUUCUCAGAUAGAGUUCAAUGUGUCAAAUCGGAGGGCCUGUUGUCUGGACCUAUGGCAGUCUAUGGGGGUGCCACAGGGUUCAAUUAUUGGGCCGACUCUAUUCUCUGUGUAUAUCAAUGAUGUCGCUCUUGCUGCUGGUGACUCUCAGAUCCACCUCUACGCAGACAACACCAUUUUGUAUACAUCUGGCCCUUCAUUGGACACUGUUAACAAACCUCCAAACGAGCGUCAAUGCCAUACAACACUACUUCCGUGGCGUCCAACUCCAACUGCUCUUAAACGCAUGCUCUUCAAUCGAACGCUGCUUGCACCCGCCCGACUAGAAUCACUACUCUCGGCGGGUCUGACUUAGAAUAUGUGGACAACUACAAAUACCUAGGUGUCUGGUUAGACCGUAAACUCUCCUUCCAGACUCACAUUAAGAAUCUCCAAUCCAAAGUUAAAUCUAGAACCGGUUUCCUAUUUCACAACAAAGCCUCCUUCACUCAUGCUGCUAAACAUGCCCUCGUAAAACUGACUAUCCUACCGAUCCUUGACUUCGGCGAUGUAAUUUACAAAAUAGCUUCCAACACUCUACUCAGCAAAUUGGAUGUAGUCUAUCACAGUGCCAUCCGUUUUGUCACCAAAGCCCCAUAUACUACCCACCAUUGUGACCUGUACGCUCUCGUUGGCUGGCCCUCACUACAUAUUCGUCGCCAAACCCACUGGCUCCAGGUCACCUAUAAAUCACUUCUAGGCAAAUCCCUGCCUUAUCUUAGAUCAUUGGUCACCAUAGCAACACACACUCAUAGUAUGCAUUCCAGCAGGUAUAUCUCACUGGUCAUCCCCAAAGCCAACACCUCCUUUGGCCGCCAUUCCUUCCAGUUCUCUGCUGCCAAAUGACUGGAACGAACUGCAAAAAUCUCUGAAGCUGGAGACUUUUAUCUCCCUCACUAACUUUAAGAUCAGUUGUUCAGAGCAGGCUUACCGAUCACUGCACCUGUACACAGCCAUCUGUAAUUAGCCACACCCAACUACUCCUCCCUAUUGUUAUUUACAUUGUAUGUCUCCCGAGUGGCGCAGUGGUCUAAGCACUGCAUCGCAGUGCUAGCCUGAUGCCACUGAGAUCUGGUUCGCAUCCAGCUCUGGCGAGCCGCCGCGACGGGAGAACCCCAUGGGGGCGGCGCAAAAGUGGCCCAGAGUUGUCCAGGGUAGGGGAGGGAAUGGCCGGCAGGGAUGUUAGCUCCGUUGGUAGAGCAUGGCGUUUGCAACGCCAGGGUUGGGGUUCGAUAAAAUAAUGUAUGCGCUAAAUGUAAGUCGCUCUGGAUAAGAGCGUCUGCUAAAUGAUAAAAUGUAAUGUAAAUGUUAUUUAUUUUGCUAAAUUUGCACCCAGUAUCUCUAUUUGCACAUCAUCUCUGCACAUCUAUCACUCCAGUGUAAUACUAAAUUGUAAUUAUUUUGCACCAUGGCCUAUUUAUUGCUUUACCUACAUAAAUUACUACAUUUGCACACACUGUAUAUAGAUUUUAUAUUGUGUUAUUGACAUUGUUUUGUUUAUUCCAUAUGUAACUCUGUUGUUGUUUUUAAAUCGCACUGCUUUGCUUUAUCUUGGCCAGGUCAGAGUUGUAAAUGAGAACUUGUUCUCAACUGGCUAAAUAAAAAAGGAGAAAUAUAUAUAUAUUUUUUUUAAAUGGGUGACUGCAGGGGGGAGUCUGUAGCUCAGCUGGUAGAGCACGGCGCUUGUAACGCCAGGGUAGUGGGUUCGAUCCCCGGGACCACCCAUACACAAAAAAAAAAAAGUAUGCACGCAUGACUGUAAGUCGCUUUGCAUAAAAGCGUCUGCUAAAUGGCAUAUUAUUAUUAGGUAUGGAGCAGUGUAGCUGGGACUUGCUUACCACAGGGAUGCUGAAGAGAGGCUCCAGGUGACGGAACCCCUGGCCACACUUCCAUAGCUGCACCUUAGAGUUGUGUGAACCUACCAAGUGACAACAGUUGUUCAAUUCCAGCAUCAAUUGGACAGGUAAAUAUUAGCAGUCAACUCCUAAUACACUCCCCUCCAUAUUUAUUUGGACAGUGAAGCUAAAAUUGGUACAUUUGGCUCUAUACUCCAACAUUUUGGAUUUGAGAUCAAAUGUUUGAGGUGACAGUACAGUAUUUUAAUACAUAUAUAUUUAUCCGAUUAGAAAUGAUAGCACUUUAUGCAUCUUGCCCCCCCCAUUUGAAUAAGUUAUUUUUCCAUAAGUCUUUGGACAAAGUAGUCAAAAGUUUAGUAUUUGCUCCCAUAUUGCUAGCACGUAAUAACUUGUGACUCUACAAACUUGUUGGAUGUUAGAGUAGAGCCGAAUUUACACACUUUAGCUUCACCGUCCAACUAAAUAUGGAGGGGAGUGUAUAGGACCAAGGAUUGCGCACUAAUAUAGAGUAUCACACUACAGAUUUACAGUACGCAUUAUAGCAAGGAGAGCUGGAAGUUUGGGGUUGAUCAUUACUAAUAACUCACACACGGUGUGUAUAGAUGAGACAGUGUAUAGCAAAGCUGGCGAAGAGGACGUUCACAGCCGAAGCUACGGUGUCAAUAGUUCUGCAGAGCUGUGUGUGUAUAGACGAGACAGAGCUGUGUGUGUAUAGACGAGACAGAGCUGUGUGUGCAUAGACGAGACAGAGCUGUGUGUGUAUAGACGAGACAGAGCUGUGUGUGCAUAGACGAGACAGAGCCGUGUGUGCAUAGACGAGACAGAGCUGUGUGUGCAUAGACGAGACACAGCUGUGUGUGUAUAGACGAGACAGAGCUGUGUGUGCAUAGACGAGACAGAGCUGUGUGUGUAUAGACGAGACAGAGCUGUGUGUGUGUAUAGACGAGACAGAGCUGUGUGUGUGUGUAUAGACGAGACAGAGCUGUGUGUGUGUGUAUAGACGAGACAGAGCUGUGUGUGUGUGUAUAGACGAGACAGGGCUGUGUGUGUGUGUAUAGACGAGACAGAGCUGUGUGUGCAUAGACGAGACAGAGCUGUGUGUGCAUAGACGAGACAGAGCUGUGUGUGCAUAGACGAGACAGAGCUGUGUGUGUGUAUAGACGAGACAGAGCUGUGUGUGUAUAGACGAGACAGAGCUGUGUGUGUAUAGACGAGACAGAGCUGUGUGCAGACGAGUGUUAUAAAGCUGCUGACUCUCACAGCCGGUGGUACCUGAGGCUACAGUGUCAGAGUUCUGCAGAGCUGCCACGGCUGCCACCCAGUAGGGCUGCUCCAGCCCGAAGUCGCCAUGCCGCCCAUGGGCUGCCUUCACCGUGCUGAGGGGCUUCUUCUUGUUCACACUCCAGAGGGAGACGGAGCUGGGGUGAGGAAGAGAAAUCGUUUUUGACUAAUGAAAACAUUUGUAAGACACCAUACUGUGCCGUUUGGGGAGAAGUCACAAAGUGGUUACAGAACCUCUACAGGUGUGAAGUAUGAUGACACCUAGUGGAGUAUAAAUCCAAACACGUACCCAUCAUCAGCGCCUGUUAUCAUGUGUUCUUCAUUAAUGAGCUGGAUACAGUCGAUGGAGCCCCUGAGCGAGAGUGGGAGGAGCAGUCCCAGUAGGUUAACACACAAGGACAAUAGACACUGUCUCGGACCAACAGACUCUAUACAGUGUUGUCAGACUGACUAACACAGAGAAAGAGAGAGAAAGGAGUCCAGGAAGACUCACUCAUGGCCAUGGAACACUAGCUGGGACUCCUCAGCAAUCUUCCACACCCUCACAGUGCGGUCCCUCCCCCCUGCAGUCACACAGCGCUCCCGACUCCCACUGUCCAGCCCCGUGA